GAAGACUGCGCAUAGGAAGAAGGCCUACUCCGAUGGGUAUCUGGCGUUACAUCCUGACACACCUGACCCCAUUGCGGCGGAUCUGGACGAAAGGGUGGUGGUGGGCAUGGGGCCGAAGGAGCACGGUCGGGAGGCGGUUCUCGAUGCUGUGAUCACUCCUACUAUCUCCUACACACAGCUCCGUCGGAUCGACCCGACCCUGAGCCAGCGCACGAGCACGCCCAUGAGCAGUGCACCGUCACUGUCCCUCUUUCAGGAGCAGCAAACUGCCUACAUGGAGUACACACGCCAGGAGACCAUGGCGUGGCACGACCGCCUUCAUGCAUACCAUCAGCAGAGGGAUCGCCAGAUGCAGCACGCUUUUCAGCAAAUGACGGCCGGCAGGUGUCCUCAAUGGCCAUCAGCAGAGGGUCCUCCAGCACAACCAACGUUGCUGACCUUUGAGGAGUUUGUGGCACAGAACGCUGGCCCCUCGCCGGUUAGUUCAUCCCCAAUCUAUUCACUCAAAGCAUAUCAUGCCUUUCAACACAGUCAUAUAUCCCGUUAAUAUGUCUUUUCAACAUCCAGGGAACCGGUGGAUCAACCAUUGGCGGUGGUCUUUGCAGCACUCCCGAGUCACGGAGCCCGACCACUCCGAUCCAUGGAGGCGGAGGCGGAGGUG
Messenger RNA from Aegilops tauschii subsp. strangulata, 661 nucleotides. NCBI's taxonomy places the organism in Eukaryota, Viridiplantae, Streptophyta, Magnoliopsida, Poales, Poaceae. The record is from RefSeq and is a predicted model, not a curated record.